AUGCAGUUUGUGCAGCGGGAGAUUGUUGUGGACUAUGAUAUCUCGCAAGGAAAGGAGAAGAUACCGAUCCCUGCUGUCAAUGCAAUCGAUGAUGAGAGACCCCCACCAUUCACUUACAUUACCAAAAUGCAGUAUCCAGAUUGGUAUUACAUCUCUAUGCCUCAAGGUUGCAGUUGCACAAGUGGAUGCUCGGAUUCUGAGCAAUGCUCUUGUGCUUCUAGGAACGGAGGUGAGAUUCAAUUCAACACAAGAGGCUCUAUUAUUAGAGCAAAGCAUCUUGUUUACGAGUGUGGUCCAUCUUGCAAAUGCCCUCCUUCUUGCAAAAAUAGAGUUAGCCAACAUGGUCCACGGUACCACUUGGAGGUUUUCAAGACCGAAUCAAGAGGAUGGGGCUUGAGGUCGAGGGACUAUGUAUCAUCUGGAAGUUUUAUUUGUGAAUAUGUUGGGGAGUUACUUGAUGAAAAAGAAGCCGAAAAAAGAAUAGAUCAUGAUGAGUACUUGUUUGAUGUUGGCAACUAUGAUGAAGAAACCCCCAAAAGGAAUAAAAAGUUCGAAGUUGAGUCAAAUUCUUUUCAGAGGAAGGAUGAAGAUGGCUUUACCCUUGAUGCAGCAAGAUAUGGGAACGUUGGAAGAUUUAUCAACCAUAGCUGCUCACCAAACCUUUAUGCUCAAAAUGUCAUGUAUGACCACGGUGAUAGGAGAGUACCUCACAUAAUGUUUUUCGCUUCCAAGAGUAUUGCUCCAAUAGAGGAGCUUACUUAUGACUAUAACUACCAGAUUGAUCAGGUUUAUGAUGCAAAUGGCAAUCUGAAGAAAAAGAAUUGUAAAUGUGGUUCUCGUAAGUGCUCGGGUAGAAUGUAUUAA
Molecule: messenger RNA, 864 nt
Organism: Nicotiana tabacum (common tobacco)
Lineage: Eukaryota; Viridiplantae; Streptophyta; Magnoliopsida; Solanales; Solanaceae
Source: RefSeq, a predicted model, not a curated record